Molecule: messenger RNA, 442 nt
Organism: Aplysia californica (California sea hare)
Lineage: Eukaryota; Metazoa; Mollusca; Gastropoda; Aplysiida; Aplysiidae
Product: MAM and LDL-receptor class A domain-containing protein 1
Cellular component (GO): membrane
Source: RefSeq, a predicted model, not a curated record
GUACAUGGGAAAUCAACAGUGUGGACGAGAACAGGUCAACAGACAAAGGACGGCGAUACCUGGACGCGAGGAUCGAUACAGCUUCCCCCUUCGAUGACUGGACAAAGAUUUCAGAUAGACUUCCUGGGAAAGAGAGGCUCUGGGCCGUACGGAGACAUCGCCAUUGAUGACGUCACAGUAACGGAAGUGUGCCCAACCACAAAGAGACCAACAACUGUGUCGUCUGCUGCGCUUCAAUCUCUCCACACUCUCGCCAGCCCCACCACGGGGUCGCUGCCCUCCUCCCUCAAAGUCGAAAAAGUUCUGAUGUCUUGCGACUUUGAAAACUUCUGUAACUUCACACAGUCCACGGUCGACAAGUUCAAUUGGUCAAAACACAAGGGCCGCACAUCGACUGGGGGCACAGGGCCGGACACUGACCACACCACCCAUCACGUCACAG